AAGAAAUUAAAAAUGCUGCCAAUUUACGUAGUUGUUUGAUCUGAGUUUGAUUCAGAAUAGGCAAGAAAACUUUCUAACCUUGACUGUGCUUAUCAAAUUGUAAGAAGCGAUGACGACGAUACAAAAAAAAAUCAUAAUCAUCACUCUCACUAAUUAAUCUGGUAAAUACAAAAAUCCUUACCAUAGCUAUUCUGGUUGAUACCCAAUCUCACAAAUCGUCAAUGGUAACGGUUUAUGAUUAUUGACAUCCAACGUAAGCCUUUGUGUACAUUCCUAGACAUCAACAACUAAACAGCAAAUUAACAUAAAUGGUUAAACAAAUUGAAACGAGAUCAAAGUUAAAAUCAAUGAAACAAGUAAACAUGAUUUUCGUCAUUUUUCAGGCCUUACUUCAUUCCUUGCCCUUAACUGCUUCAGCUAGUGUUGAUAUGAAACUCAAUUUGACUAAACUUUCUUAUGAACCUUGCUGCUUAAAGUUCAGCCAUUCAAAUGAUCGACCGAUACCGAUAUCAGAUUUUCUUAAAACCUUGACAAUGAAAGGACCAAACGGUGAAGGUCUUAACCUACGAUCUGAUACAAUUUACCAAAUAAACUCAACAUCUAUAACAGACCUUCUCGAUGAUCAUCAACAAGCCAAGCUUCGUAGAAUGGAAGAUGGAGCUUGGGAUUUAAAUUCAAUCAGCGAAGAAGAGUUCGAUACUUUAGCUGUUUACGUAGUGCCGGAUCUACCAUGCGAUGAAGAAACAACUGAAGUAAACCGUGCUAAGACUUCCCUGCCCAGGAAUUUAGUAUUAAAACCAUCCAAAGCCUGCAACGAUGUUCUCAGCGUUUGGGCCACAGAUUACAUACCAAGAGGCACACGUUUUGGACCCUUGGUUGGUGAAGUCUACAAACGAGAUGAGGUACCAGAAGACGCCAAUAGGCAAUACUUUUGGCGAGUCUAUCGAGAUAAAAAUGAAUACGAUUACAUCGAUGGAUACAAUGUUUCCAAAGCAAAUUGGAUGCGUUACGUUAAUCCAGCAUUUUCAUCGGAAAGUCAAAACUUGGUUGCAUGUCAAAUCUCAAAUGGAAUCUAUUUCUACACAAUUAAACCCAUCAUGCCCAAUCAGGAAUUACUUGUCUGGUAUUGCCGAGAAUUCGCCCAAAGAUUAAAUUUACCAUCCUCAGGGGAACUUUUAACGUGUCAAAAACUUAACAAUAAACAAGAGUAUUAUGGCGGUAACAAUGCUGUCGAUGGAAGCACACGAAGUGAUGAAGGAUAUCACAGUAAUGGUUGUCCAGACGAUGCCUCCACCCCGCCAGAAGAUAGUAGUGACAGUGACAGUGAUAAUAAUUAUGUCUUGGAUUUCUCUGUUAAAAGUAAAAGAGCUGAUAAGGAUCGCAAUAAAAUAACUAAGUUGGAAAUUAAUAAUAAGCAAUUGAAUGAUAAAAAUGAAUUUCAUCGUUUUAAAAUUAAGAUGCCUAGAGUUUAUAACUGUCUUGAUUCAUCAAUCAGAGAGCCUGUUCAUGUUAACGUAUCUCAACCUGGUCAUAAUCUUUAUCCUGGUUACAAGAAAAAUAAUUUACAAUUAGCUUGCAAUUUAAAUCUUCAGUUGCAUUCUCCGGACUCAACCGAGAAGACAGAUACUUUCUCAUCUACAUCUUCAGUAGCUUCAUCUUCAUCCAAGUCAUUUUCACCAACAUCAUCAUCACCAGCAUUAUUGUCAUCGUUAUUAACGUUAUCUUCAACCACAUCACUCUCAUCUCCAUCAUUAACAACGUCUUCCACUUCACCCUCAGCCCCAAAAGACCGCCAAGUUAACAACGAUUUUGUCACAUCAAAUGGAUCUCCUGGUUUUCCGCUAUAUUUCAAUAAUAAUAUUGAUAUUAAUGGUGUAAAGUUAGCCACCCUCUCCCCAACAGAAUUAAAUCACCUCAACAAUAACAAUAAUAACAGUAAUAAUCACCACCAUCACAGUUCCAACUCUUACCUUUCCCACCUUUCCCAUCUUCCUCAUUUACCUCACCUUCCACUCCUUCCCCACCCUCCUCACCAUGAAAGUUCCUCACCCACCUCCAGUAUAGCCACCAAUGAUGGCGCCUCUGCCGGACAAUUGUCUCCAAACUCAGCCCAUGGUCGAGGUUAUCGGUCACUUCCAUACCCAUUGAAAAAGAAAGAUGGUAAAAUGCAUUAUGAAUGUAACAUUUGUAUGAAAACAUUUGGUCAAUUAUCUAAUCUUAAAGUUCACCUCCGAACACAUUCCGGUGAAAGGCCGUUCAAGUGUAAUGUUUGUACCAAAUCAUUUACACAACUGGCCCAUCUUCAAAAGCACCACCUUGUUCACACUGGGGAAAAGCCUCAUCAAUGUGAUGUAUGUAAAAAACGAUUCUCAUCAACAAGCAACCUUAAAACCCACCUUCGUCUUCAUAAUGGACAAAAACCUUAUGCGUGUGAUCUCUGUCCAGCCAAGUUUACUCAAUUUGUCCACCUUAAACUCCACAAAAGAUCACAUACGAACGAGCGACCUUAUACUUGCUCAGCAUGUAAUAAGAAGUACAUCUCAGCAUCAGCAUUAAGAAGCCAUUGGAAGAAUACCUCAUGUCAACCCAACGAAAUUGACGAUCCAUACAUUGAUAUUGAAAAUUCAAAUUCAUCCUCAUCAUCACCGAUAAAUGCUCACAUCUCAGAUAGUAUUGCUCUUUUUGAAAGUCAUUUUCACAUCUAUUUCCCUAAAACCUUGACAAUGAAAGGACCAAACGGUGAAGGUCUUAACCUACGAUUCGAUACAAUUUACCGAAUAAACUCAACAUCUAUAACAGACCUUCUCGAUGAUCAUCAAAAAGCCAAGUAUUAUGGCGGUAAGAAUUCUGUUGAUGGAAACACACGGAUUGAUGAAGGACUGAUUGGUUGUCCAGACGAUGCCUCCACCCCGCCAGAAGAUAGUAGUGACAGUGACAGUGAUAAUAAUUAUGUCUUGGAUUUCUCUAUUAAAAGUAAAAUAGCUGAAAAGGAUCGCAAUAAAAUAACUAAGUUGGAAAUUAAUAAUAAGCAAUUGAAUGAUAAAAAUGAAUUUCAUCGUUUCAAAAUUAAGAUGCAUAAAGUUCAUAACUGUCUUGAUUCAUCAAUCAGAGAGCCAGUUCAUGUUAACGUAUCUCAACCUGGUCAUAAUCUUUAUCCUGGUUACCAGAAAAAUAAUUUACAAUUAGCUUGCAAUUUAAAUCUUCAGUUACAUUCGCCGGACUCAACCGAGAAAACAAAUACUUUCUCAUCUACAUCCAAGUCAUUUUCACCAAUAUCAACAUCACCAGCAUUAUCAUCAUUAUUAACGUUAUCUACAACAUCACUCUCAUCCACUUCAUCUACAACCCCAAAAGACCGCCAAGUUAACAACGAUUUUGUCACAUCCAAUGGAUCUCCUGGUUUUCCGCUAUAUUUCAAUAAUAAUAUUGAUAUAAAUGGUGUAAAGUUAGCCAGCUUUUCCCCAACAGAAUUAAAUCACCUCAACAACAACAAUAAUGAUCAUCACGGUCAACUGUCUCCAAACUCCCAUGGUCGAGGUUAUCGGUCACUUCCAUACCCAUUGAAAAAGAAAGAUGGUAGAAUGCAUUAUGAAUGCAACAUUUGUAUGAAAACUUUUGGUCAAUUAUCUAAUCUUAAAGUUCACCUCCGAUCACAUUCCGGUGAAAGGCCGUACAAUUGUAAUUUUUGUACCAAAUCAUUUACACAACUGGCCCAUCUUCAAAAGCACCACCUUGUUCACACUGGGGAAAAGCCUCAUCAAUGUGAUGUAUGUAAAAAACGAUUCUCAUCGACAAGCAACCUUAAAACCCACCUUCGUCUUCAUAAUGGACAAAAACCUUAUGCGUGUGAUCUCUGUCCAGCCAAGUUUACUCAAUUUGUCCACCUUAAACUCCACAAAAGAUCACAUACAAACGAGCGACCUUAUACUUGCUCAGCAUGUAAUAAGAAAUACAUCUCAGCAUCAGCAUUAAGAAGCCAUUGGAAGAAUACCUCCUGUCAACCCAACGAUAUUGACGAUCCAUUCAUUGAUAUUGAAAAUUCAAAUUCAUCCUCAUCAUCACCGAUAAAUGCUCACAUCUCAGAUAGUAUUGCUCUUUUUGGAAGUGAUUUUCAUAUCUAAUGCUGAAAAUCAUUGUCGUCAAACAUCAAAUUUCGGCCUUAUUUGUAAUUUCGGUAUAACGGAGAAA
Molecule: messenger RNA, 4188 nt
Organism: Tetranychus urticae (two-spotted spider mite)
Lineage: Eukaryota; Metazoa; Arthropoda; Arachnida; Trombidiformes; Tetranychidae
Source: RefSeq, a predicted model, not a curated record